GGAGACAAGAGGUGGGACAGUCAUUCCUAUAGUUACAGAUAUUGGGGGAUUAUUUAUCACUGAGCUCCAGAUUCCCCCAAUAAACUGCUCAUAUGACUGGGCCCCUCUCAGUCUGUACAAGGCAUUGGGUUUUUCAGCGUUAGAGUGCGAGCUCCGCUGCCCACAAGUCACUUCCAGCCCAGUAAACUCCGCCCACAUUGCCCCGAGGACUGUUCCAAGUGCAGAUGUCGGGCAGGGGGCGCCUCUGUCAUUAGAGGGACGAGAAUAAAUUGAGAGUUGUGACUUUGCAGCAGUUCAGCGGGACCUCAGGGCCACUCCUUAUGGAUCUUAUAUCCAAUGCUUGGAAGUUACUCCUUUCCCGCAAAUUUUGAAUCGUCCCUCCCUUUCCAGAUGUUUUGCCCUUCGUUGUGGCCCCGCCUCCUGGUUUCCCGGCGCUACUGAGCAUGCGCACUGCCCUCUCUUGCUUAGGGAGCGAGUGCAAAGUGUUGCGCCUGUAGGAAGGCUGCGCCCAGUACUUGUCAGCCCCCUCCCUCCUCAGCCGCCCCCGCUAUUGCCAGACGUUCCCUGCGCGCAGCCUGCAGUCGGGAAUGCGGAGUCCGGGCUGGACAGGGGGUCGGUGCGGCGCCUGAGCUGUGCCCGGGGAUCAUGGCACUAGACGCGGCGGAGGAGGAGGCGGAGUACGAGCGCUUGUUACUGGAGUCCGGAGCGGAAUGGCUGCGGGGGGAGGUUCGGCGGCUGCUGCGGGAACUGGCGGAGACAACACGGGAGAAGAUCCAGGCGGCGGAGUACGGACUGGCGGUGCUGGAGGAGAAGCAGCAACUGAAGCAGCAAAUGGACGAACUCGAGGCCGAGUGUGAGACGGAAAGACACGAACUGGAGCAGCUCAAAGAGGCCUUCGGACAAGUGCACAACAACCACAAGAAAGUAGCGGCGGAUGGCGAGAGCCGAGAGGAGACACUGAUCCAAGAAUCGGCCACUAAGGAGGAAUUUUAUAUGAAAAAGGUCCUGGAGCUGCAGACUGAGCUCAAACAGUCCAAGAACAUUGUGGCCAACACCCUGUCUGAGAACGAGCGGCUCAUUUCGGUGGCGCAGGAACUGAGAGAGCUAAAUCAGAAUAUUGAAACCCAAAGAGGCCGCCUGCGCGAUGACGUCAAGGAGUGCAAGUUCCGAGAAUCCCGACUGCUGCAGGACUAUACGGAGCUGGAGGAGGAGAAUAUCUCCCUGCAGAAACAAGUUUCCGUCCUGAAACAGAACCAGGUGGAGUUUGAGGGUCUGAAGCAUGAGAUCAAGCGCCUGGAAGAAGAGACUGAAUUCCUAAACAGCCAAUUGGAAGAUGCCAUACGAUUAAAGGAGAUUUCCGAGCGGCAGCUGGAGGAGGCGCUGGAGACACUAAAGAGCGAACGUGAGCAGAAGAACAACUUGCGCAAGGAGCUCUCACACCACAUGACCAUCAAUGACUCCAUGUACAGCAACCACCUCAACCUGUCUCUGGACGGCCUUAAAUUCAGCGACGAAACCUUGGAGCCCAACAACGAUGACAUCAUGAAUGGCUACGAGCAGAAUGGCAUCAUCAGAAUGAACGGCGACAACAAAAUGUCCACCCCUAAGAAGAUGGAAAUAGGGACACCCGCCCCCAGCCUUGUGUCUGAUCUCCUCAGUGAGCUGAACAUCUCUGAGAUACAGAAACUGAAACAGCAGCUGAUGCAGGUGGAAAGAGAGAAAGUCGGCCUAUUGUCCACCCUUCAGGAGUCGCAGAAGCAGUUGGAGAACACUAGAGGGGCGCUCUCGGAACAGCAUGACGAAGUCUGCCGUCUGACCGAAAACCUAAACGCCAUGAAAAAGCUCCAAGCCACCAAGGAACGACAUUCCGCUCUGGACAACGAGAAAGAGCGGGACAGCAACGAAGAUGGAGAUUAUUAUGAAGUCGACAUCAAUGGGCCUGAGAUUCUCGAGUGCAAGUACAAAGUCGCCGUGUCGGAAAUCCGAGACCUGAAAGAGGAACUGAAGAGUGUGAAGGGCAAGUAUGAAGAGUAUGAGUGUAAGUACAACGAGGAGAAGAACAAGUAUGAGAGUGACACCCAGGCCAUGACAGAAAAGAUCUCUAUGAUGGAAAAGUCCACACGGCAAGACCAAGACCAGGUACUGAGGCUGGAGAAGGAGCUGAAGAAAGUAACUCAUGUUGCCGGCGAGACCCAGGGCAGUCUAACAGUAGCCCAGGAUGAGCUAGUCACAUUCAGUGAAGAACUGGCCAACUUGUACCAUCAUGUCUGUAUGUGCAACAAUGAGACACCCAACCGGGUCAUGCUCGACUACUACAAAGAGGGCAAAGGUGGGCGGUGCAGCCCAGAAGGCAGAGGCCAUCGAUCACCCAUACUGCUUUCCCAAGGUCUUUUAAAUUCAGAGAACGGCCAUAACGAUCCCGGGUCUCCUGCAUCGCCCCUUCCAUCUCCCGUGUCCAAUCUGAGGAGAGAACCCAUGAACAUUUACAAUCUCGUCGCUAUUAUUCGUGAUCAGAUCAAACACCUCCAGGCCGCUGUGGACAGGUCAACAGAACUGUCCCGGCAGCAGGUGGCAAGUCGAGAACUCGGACCGGCUGUGGAUAAAGACAAGGAGGCUUUCAUGGAAGACAUCUUGAAGCUGAAGUCUCUCCUGAGCACCAAAAGGGAACAGAUAGCCACUCUACGGACUGUCCUUAAAGCCAACAAACAGACGGCAGAGGUGGCCUUGGCCAAUCUAAAGAGCAAGUAUGAGAAUGAGAAGGCGAUGGUCAGGGAGAUGAUGAUGAAGCUGCGCAAUGAGCUGAAGGCACUAAAGGAAGACGCUGCCACCUUCUCCUCCCUCAGGGCCAUGUUUGCCACAAGAUGCGACGAGUACGUCACUCAGCUGGAUGAGAUGCAGAGGCAGCUGGCGGCAGCAGAAGACGAGAAGAAGACAUUGAACUCCCUGCUCCGCAUGGCCAUCCAGCAGAAACUAGCACUCACCCAGCGCUUAGAGCAUUUGGAACUUGAUCACGAGCAGGGGAGGCGCGGCCGCACAAAAUCAGCAUCAAAAACCAAAAGCAGUAACCCUAGUCCGUAGAAGAUGUAUCCGUCCAGUGCAUUGGGGGUGACUCUUAGCAGUGACCCAAAACGGAAAACCACUACACGUCCUGUUAAUCUGUUUCCCCACAGUCCUUUUAGAGGCUUUAUCCUUUAUAGGCUCUAAAUUAAAGCUUUAACCAUAAAGUGCUGCUGAUUUUGGAAGAUACUUUACAAGUGCUGAACAAAUAAACUCUCAACGUCUGAGCUCCGGGUGUAUUCAGCGCCAGCAAACCGAGGAGUCCAUACACUUUACAUCUAAUAUUAAACUCGCUUCUGAUUUGUUUUCUGUUAUUUUUUUGUUUUUGAAACUUGUGCACUUUUGAUAUAUUUUUUAAUAUUUCUACUUUAUAUUUUAUGUAGAUGUGUUUCUAGAAUGGUGUUUGGUAACCAAAAUUAACAGUGGCUGUUCCAAACAUGUUGUACGUUGACAGCCACAGCAUGGCUGAUCUCCAUGUUAGUAUUACGCUUUGUACUUGUUGAUUUUGGCAUCGGCAUGUUGCAGGGAUUUUUUUUUUAUUAAUGAUUUAACACAUGCUUUGGCAUUCAGUAAAAAUAUAUAUUAUAUAUAAUUAUAUAUGUUCUGUGCAACUUCAGCUUUUGUUUGUCAGUAUAAUACGUUUAGGUUUGUGUUGAAAUUACUGUUUAUUUUUUUAACCUGCCAUAUUCAUGAAAAAAAAAAAUCCAGGGUCUCCAAAUUCUGGGGUUUCAUUAUGCUGUUAUUAUUCUUAGGAAUAGUUUAAAGUAACAAGAAGAAAACUUGACUUUGCUUUGGUUAAAAAACAGUAAUAGGCACUUGAAAAUGAUAUAUAUAUAAUAACUAGUAUUACCUAAAAUGCCAGAAUUAUCUGAUUUUUUAGGAACUUAAGAAUUGCUGACGACCAGAAUUUUAUACAAUUGUACCAGUGAAAUUCCAAAUUGGAAUUGUUUUAUUUCAUUUUUAUUUUGUACCGUGCAUUUUGGCACAUCUAGAGGCAAAUUCUAAAGUUGUCAAUUUCUACACUUUUGUUACAAAUAAAAACCGACGGUGCCUUUUUUUUUUUUUUUUUUUUUUUAAAUAAAAAUUUUAGGAUAGUUUAGGUAAAAACUUUGAGAGUUUUAAAAAAAAAAUUCAAAGUGAAUUGCAGAGCAAUAAAUGCAAACAGGGAACUCACCUUAAAUAUUUUUUAACUUUAGGCUAUAUUUACAAAAAGAAAGAAAAUUGUAGAAAAUUCAGUUGGUCAGUGAUUCUUGGAAAAGCCGAUCCUUGCUGACUCGUAGGGUCGUAGUUUUGUCACCUGAAGCUUUGGAACUUUCACAAGCAAAGACACAUUAUUUGUGGUAGCCGAACCGAAGAUAUAUAUACACGAAAAUCCGGUGGUAUGAUAGCUUCUUUAUAACGGUGGUGGACUGUGUCUAACCAUAAUAAUGUUGGCAAAUGUGGAAAAAAAAUGUUAAAAACUAAAAAAAAAAAAAGUAUUAAUAUUCAAUCUUGCAUGUUGUAUUCAAUUGCUGUCGUUUUCAGGAAACAGAAAGAGAGGGGCAUCAAUAAGCACAGCCAUGUUUGUUGAGGUCGAGGCGAAUGUUUUAAUUGGUACUCAAUCGCCAUCAUUUCUGUCUAAAGGACAGAGAGAAAAAAAAAGCUUUGAAAAUUUAAGUAUUGUUGACAUUAAAAUUAAAACUAAAAUUUCUGUUUGCUGGAAAAACUGAAAACUCAUUGUUGUGGGACUUUUUUUAUGCUAUCGCCUUUUUACAGUAUUGAUUCUUCAACUAUUGUUACUGCCAAUUAUUUCCUUUAUGUGGGUAUUUAUUAGAAAUGAUUUCAUAAAGUACUGUAUUGUGUUAAUGUGCAUUACCUUGGGCGGCAAAUCAUCUCCAUUUCUGUCAUAUGCACAGAGAUUUGCCAGGUGAGCUUACACAAAGCUGAUCGUAUAAUGGUUUGUUUAGCGAGCGAGGCGUGUUGAUGAGCUAUUAAUAAAAGGCUGUGUCAAUAGAGGCUCUGUAAGGUAGUCACAUGUAUCAAUAAAGGUGAUAAAAAGC
Molecule: messenger RNA, 5096 nt
Organism: Xenopus laevis (African clawed frog)
Lineage: Eukaryota; Metazoa; Chordata; Amphibia; Anura; Pipidae
Gene: bicd2.S
Product: bicaudal D homolog 2 S homeolog
Exons: 8
Coding region: 646-3078 (810 amino acids)
Biological process (GO): retrograde vesicle-mediated transport, Golgi to endoplasmic reticulum; microtubule anchoring at microtubule organizing center; regulation of microtubule cytoskeleton organization
Cellular component (GO): cytosol; Golgi apparatus
Molecular function (GO): cytoskeletal adaptor activity; dynein light intermediate chain binding; dynein complex binding
Source: RefSeq, a predicted model, not a curated record